Perca flavescens (yellow perch) is the source of this 1115-nucleotide messenger RNA. RefSeq names its product adhesion G-protein coupled receptor G5. Bases 224 to 1048 code for a protein of 274 amino acids. The transcript is spliced from 9 exons. NCBI's taxonomy places the organism in Eukaryota, Metazoa, Chordata, Actinopteri, Perciformes, Percidae. The record is from RefSeq and is a predicted model, not a curated record. Gene Ontology annotation, cellular component: plasma membrane. Gene Ontology annotation, biological process: adenylate cyclase-activating G protein-coupled receptor signaling pathway; cell surface receptor signaling pathway. Gene Ontology annotation, molecular function: G protein-coupled receptor activity.
UCUUGCUGGAAAUGGAACUACAACUUCAUUCAACAAAUCACUUACCGAAACCCUACAGCCCAAAUGUGUGUUCUUUAACUUUUCAACAAAGGCAUUUAGCCCUGAUGGCUGCAUAACCCUGUGGGAAUUUGGUCAGAGUCACGUCACCUGCUCCUGUGACCACCUCACAUACUUCGGUGUGCUUUUGGUUUCUGCUAACGUCUCACCUAAAGACCGGGAGAUUAUGUCAUACAUCACUCUGAUUGGCUGUAGUCUUUCUCUGUUAACCCUGAUCAUCACUGUUCUGCUCUUCAUCACAAAUAGAAAAGCCAGAGCAGAUCUCUCUAUGAAGGUCCACAUCCACCUCGUCAUUGCCCUGAUCCUGCUCAACCUGCAUUUCCUCCCCAGCCAGGCGGCAGCACAGUCCUCCACUGGCUUUUGCCUUUACAUGGCCCUUUCUCUUCACUACUCCCUGCUGGCCACACUCAUCUGGAUGGCUCUGGAGGGGUUCCACCUCUACCUUCUCUUAGUCCGAGUCUUCAACAUCUAUAUCAGGAAAUACUUGCUCAAACUCAGCGUGGUGGGUUGGGGUAUCCCAGCAGUCAUUGUGUCCCUGGUGGUCAUCAUCGACAGAAGCUCGUAUGGACGUGUACCUCUGGACUCGACUAACCCCAACAGCACCGCAAUAUGCUAUAUAGUCAAUGACACAGUGAAGAUGGUGACUACAGUUGGAGUGCUUUGCUUGGUGUUCAUCUUUAACGUGGUCAUGUUAGUGGUGACAGUCAGACGCGUUGUGACUCUCCACCAGAGCAAAGAGUUUGGGCCGAGAGACCAUAACAGAGCCAAGCGAGACAUCUUUACCCUGCUGGGGGUCACCACUCUACUCGGCAUUACCUGGGGCCUGGUCUUCUUCUCAUUUGGCUACCUGACCACUGCUGGCCUCUACCUCUUCUGCAUCCUGAACUCACUGCAAGGUUUCUUCAUCUUCCUGUGGUUUGUGAUGUCUCUGAGAAAAAUUGGAAAACCAGCUGAUAACAGGAGUAGUGAAACACGCAGCACCAACGGCUAGGCCUAAACCCAACACACCAAGACAGUUUUCCUUCUGUGUGUGUGUGUGUGUGUGUGUGUGUGUGUGU